Striga hermonthica is the source of this 1026-nucleotide messenger RNA. Lineage: Eukaryota; Viridiplantae; Streptophyta; Magnoliopsida; Lamiales; Orobanchaceae. The record is from the annotation of a GenBank genome assembly.
AUGGCAGAGCCUCAAGUCCCAUGCUACUACAUAUUUGGGGACUCUUUAGUGGACAAUGGCAACAACAAUGGCAUGCAAUCCUUGGCCAAGGCUAACUACAUGCCUUACGGGAUCGAUUAUUCCGAUGGCCCGACCGGGAGAUUCUCCAACGGCAAAACCACCGUCGACGUAAUCGCUGAGCGACUAGGGUUCGAAGGCAACAUUCCACCGCACGCCACAACCACCGGACAACAAAUACUGCAAGGCUUGAACUACGCAUCGGCCGCUGCCGGAAUAAGACCGGAAACCGGCCGGCAGUUGGGUGGAAGAAUCGACUUCACGGGACAAGUGAAUAACCACAUGAGCACGGUCGAAAAAAUAUCGAGCAUGCUCGGGGACAAAGGCUCGGCCGCGAACCAUCUCGGAAAAUGCAUAUACUCGAUCAUAAUCGGAAGCAACGACUACCUAAACAACUACUUCAUGCCGGCUUUCUACUCGACCGGCAGCCGAUACACACCGGAGGAAUAUGCCGACGAUCUCAUUCAACAAUAUACCGAGCAGCUGAGGACAUUGUACAAUUAUGGAGCUAGGAAGUUUGUCUUGGUUGGUUUGGGCCCAAUUGGGUGCAGCCCGAAUGUUCUUGCACGAAUCAGCCCGGACGGAACGACUUGCGCAAAAAACAUAAACGACGCGAAUCAAUUAUUUAACAACAAACUCAAGGCAUUAGUCGACGAUUCAAACAAGAACACAACCGAUGCGAAAUUCAUCUACAUUAACGCUUUCGGAAUUUUCCAGGAAUUCACGGAAAAACCCUCAACUUUUGGUUUCAAAGUGACCAAUGCAGGGUGUUGUGGAUUGGGUCGGAACAAUGGUCAAAUUACGUGUUUGCCCCUGCAGCCGCCGUGUGUGAAUAGAGACGAGCACUUGUUUUGGGACGCGUUUCAUCCAACGGAGGCCGCUAAUGUUUUGCUCGGGGAAAGGGCUUACAGCGCUCGUGAGCCCUCCGACGCGUAUCCUUAUGAUAUCAGCCGUUUGGCUAAGCUCUAA